AUGUCCGAAUUGACUUUUGCCAAAUCAUUCUUGUCUGCGCUAGACUCACGACCGAUCAAGCUUCGCGCUGACCAUGUCUUCGACCCCGAACAGGUUGGACUGCGAGUUCCUUACACUCUUCCCCGCCUCUCAGCCCCGCAUCCUUCCAUGCCCAAGAAGGUGAAGUCGACACACGCACCGGGCUCCUCCAAAUCAAUCACUGUCCGUGUCAAGUCGGCCCGAAACCCGAUCUUGGAUUUCUCUAUCCCCAACGCCCCAUUGUCGACUACCUCCGUCCAAGAUAUUCGUGAUGCCGUGCGAGGUCGCAUCACCGAUACACAAGGCGGCCAAGUUCCUCUGGAAAAGAUCAAGAUCCUUUAUAAGCGAAAGCCGGUAUCUGGAACUGGAAAGACACUUGCCGAAUUGCUAGUAGACGAACCCGCAAUCCUGGCUGGGGGCAAAGAAGUUGAGAUCGGUAUUAUGGUCAUGGGCGGUGCUCAGGCAGUUGAAGCUUCCGUGACGCAGCCAGAAGUCCCAGAGAAGCGUAAUGAAUCUCCGCCCAAGCCUGCCGUGGGGCCCAGUGGCGAGGAGGUACUGCAGACGGAGGCUUUCUGGGAUGACUUGCAGGGUUACCUGGAACAGCGUCUGAAGGAUGAGGGUGAAGCACAGCAUCUGAGGUCGCUAUUCAAAGAUGCGUGGAAGUCUGCAAACUAG
Penicillium olsonii is the source of this 693-nucleotide messenger RNA. Lineage: Eukaryota; Fungi; Ascomycota; Eurotiomycetes; Eurotiales; Aspergillaceae. The record is from the annotation of a GenBank genome assembly.